This is a messenger RNA of Didymosphaeria variabile, 1854 nucleotides long. It is a transcript of the gene NAR1, whose product is annotated as Cytosolic Fe-S cluster assembly factor nar1. The record is from RefSeq and is a predicted model, not a curated record. Gene Ontology annotation, cellular component: cytosolic [4Fe-4S] assembly targeting complex. Lineage: Eukaryota; Fungi; Ascomycota; Dothideomycetes; Pleosporales; Didymosphaeriaceae. Gene Ontology annotation, biological process: iron-sulfur cluster assembly. Gene Ontology annotation, molecular function: 4 iron, 4 sulfur cluster binding. Bases 1 to 1854 code for a protein of 617 amino acids. The transcript is spliced from 2 exons.
AUGAGCGCCAUUCUCUCCGCAGACGACCUAAACGACUUCAUAUCGCCGGGCGUCGCAUGCAUAAAACCUAUAGAAACCCUGCCUGCGGCAAACUCGGAGGAUAAUUCUAAUGCAUACGAAGUAACCACCGAAGACAAAGUCGCAGCCUCACAACCACCGCCGCCCGCUACUAUAUCGCUUACAGACUGCCUGGCAUGCUCAGGAUGCGUGACCAGCGCAGAGGCUAUGCUGGUCUCGCUCCAGUCGCAUACUGAGGUCCUUACUACGCUCGAUACCUACCGCUCGUUACGUGCGCCGUGGGAAACAAAAAAUGGCAAGAGUAAUGGGAUAUCAAACGGCGUCAAUGGACAUCACCAUGAGGGGAAGCUCUUUGUGGCAAGCGUAUCACCGCAGACCCGCGCAAGCUUGGCCGCGGUAUUCAGCGUCUCCGAGUCUGAGGUGGGCAACAUGAUCGCACAACUGCUGAGCGGUCCGUCUGGGUUGCAGUCUGGUGGGCACAAUGGUAGCGAUUUCAUUUGGGUCAUCGACACCAAUGUCGUCCGGGAGGCGUGUCUUGUUGCAGCGGCUGAUGAGGUUGCCAUGGCCCUUUCACCCGAGACUUCGAAUGCGCCCUCCGAGCCUGGUUCAGAGGGAGCGAUCAACAACACGCCGAAGAAGCCCAUCCUCACAUCGGCUUGUCCUGGGUGGAUAUGCUACGCCGAAAAAACACAUCCUUACGUCCUCCCACACCUGUCGCGCAUGAAGUCCCCACAGGCUUUGACCGGAACACUGCUCAAGUCGGUACUGAGCCAGCGUUACAAUGUUUCCCCCUCUCAGAUAUGGCAUCUAGCGAUAAUGCCAUGCUUUGACAAGAAACUUGAGGCCAGCAGGAGCGAGCUCACGUCCUCCGUAUGGCUUCCUAAUCAUGACUCCACACAUGACCCCGUACGAGACACCGACUGCGUCAUCACUGCCCGCGAACUGCUGCACCUUGCUGCUGCGCGCAACAUCAACUUCGCAAACCUCCCACGCACACCUCUCCCAUCCUCCCAGCGAACACCCUUCCCCGAUCCGAAGCUCGACGCUUUCCUCUUCCCACCUUCGCGCCGAAAGAACCAGAAUCCAGACGCUGGACCAUCGGGCGGUUAUCUCCACCACAUACUGCACACGUAUCAAGCUCAGCAUCCCGGCUCAGAAAUCGUAGUAAAGCAGGGAAGGAACACAGACGUAAUCGACUACUCGCUUGUCCGUGGCUCAGAGACUAUCGUCAAGAUGGCGCGGUAUUACGGUUUCCGUAACAUCCAGAACCUCGUGCGACGACUGAAGCCCGCGAAGAUCAGCAAGAUGCCAGGCGCAAGAGUGGGCGGAAGCCGGAAACCGAACGGUGCGGCAGUGGAAACGGUGAAGGACUACGCGUACGUAGAAGUUAUGGCAUGUCCUGGCGGUUGCACCAACGGCGGCGGCCAGGUCAAGGUUAGCGAGGUGGAGGAAGUGCGAGCGUACGAGGGUGUUCAAGUUGUCAACGGUGACGUGGUCUCAUCUAAACCUGGUCCCAAGGAGCAGAAAGAAUGGCAGGGCCGGGUAGAUGAAGCCUACUUCUCCGGCUCAGAGGACGAAGUAGAUGUCGACGGCGACCAGGAGAUGCAGGACGUCGAUGUCAACGGGGUGAACGGUACCGGUGACCAAGACGUUGUCAACGGUAUCUCGAGGAAGUACAUCCAGGGCAUUCUGAGCCAUUGGUCCGCCAUCACCGGAGUAGACACACAGAAUCUGGUAUACACCUCCUACCGCAAAGUAGAAAGCGACGUGGGCAAGAAGCAGAACGACGUGGAGAGGGUCGCUGGACUCGCAAGCAGCAUUGGCGGGGGUUGGUAG